Messenger RNA from Effrenium voratum, 9716 nucleotides. The record is from the annotation of a GenBank genome assembly. NCBI's taxonomy places the organism in Eukaryota, Dinophyceae, Suessiales, Symbiodiniaceae.
AGUUUGGCUCAAAUGGGCCAAGCACCUGAACGAUGACCUCGUUCACCAGCUUCCAUAUAAGAGUUUGUCUCCCUUAAGCUGUAGCUUCAGAAGGGUCCAAUGGACUAUUCUUCUGGCCUUGAUGGCGGUGUCGUCAGCGAAACACAUGAUUCACAGGAACCCAUCACACCAGCACGCAGAAGAUCGAGGCAUUCGGGCAUCGAUAGUUUCCUUGAAUUCCUCCUCCAUGAAGAGGAGAAAAAUGAAUUCAACCGAUAACCGGUCGGUGGAUAGUUUUCAUAUGCCAAGCUUGAUGCGACAGCUUGGCGUCAAUGAGGAAGAUGCUGAGAAUUGUCGAUUACAUUGCAAAACAUGCGCCGCGGAGAGCGGGCUUUGUAGCGUGUGUGACCACUCUAUGAGCUUAGAUCCUACGAGUGGCAAUUGCGUAGCAGUCUGUCCUUUGGGCUUCUUUUCCUCUAGAGGACCAUCUCGGACCUGUGUGUCCUGUGGUGGUAGUUGCAACAGAUGUCAAGAGGCUGCACAGUGCUUGGAGUGCAAACACUCCAUGUACUUGACGCCCAACAAUACCUGUGAGCUCGACUGUCCCAUUGGCUUCUACAAGCACGGGAUUGGAGCUAUUGGUCGGACAUGCUUACCAUGCUCGCCCAAUUGUAAUUCAUGCUCGGAUUGGUUUACCUGCGAUGAGUGCACUGUGGAUGCAUACAUUACGACCGAUGCUGCCUGCGAAACCACCUGUCCUGAUGGAUAUUAUGGUGAGGGCAAUGGAGUCAGCGGCGGCUUAUGUCGCGCUUGUGACCCCAAGUGCACCAAAUGCAGCGGGCCCCUUGUGUGCAAUGAAUGCAGGGGCUCUCGGUACUUGACACCUUUCUUCCAGUGUGAGACUAGCUGCCCUGUGGGGAGUUAUCCGCAUGGGGAAGGGAAGGUCGGCCGAGCUUGCCUGCCAUGCCCGCUGGGCUGUGCAUCAUGCACAAGUGAAGACACUUGCCUGGAGUGCACUGAUGAUUUCUUCCUUGCUGCAGAUCAGGUGUGCACCAAGUCUUGUCCAGAUGGCUUCUACGGUGCAGACAGUCGUGACUCUGUGUGCACCAGUUUCUUUGCCAAGCGCUACAAUCUCGGAACCUUCUCAGAAGCCGCUUCCGGCAUGACAGACACCGUCAUGAUGGUGAGUGAUACAAAUCCAGACAAAUGCUGCGCUGCGUGCGCCGCAGCAGAAGGAUGUGGUGGCUUUGAGAUUGUGGACGGCAAGUGUUACAUGAAAGGGGACCUCAGCAAGCUGACCAGGCAGGGCAGCCAGACCUACUACGAGAAGCUUCCACGAACACACCCGGUGUUCUCUGGAGCUACCCGUUUCUGCACGCCAUGCCCCAGCCACUGUAGCUCCUGCACUAUGGAUGGUCAAUGCACUGAGUGCUCUGCUUCGCGGAGUCUCAGCUUUCGAGCUCUUUGCAGCGCAGAAUGUCCGCCAGGCUAUUUCAAGAAUGGUACCAACGAAGUGGGCAACAUUUGCCCAGAAUGUAUCAGCGCAUGCAGCCAGUGCGAGAGUGAACAUGUUUGCACGGAAUGCCGAGAGUACAAGUUCCUGACACCCAACAGCACCUGCGAGGCUGACUGCCCUGAUGGAUACUGGCCCAACGGAACCAUGGAAGUUGGGGGACUUUGCUCCAGGUGCAGGGAGGAAUGCAUAAAGUGUACGUCCAACGACAUCUGCACCGAAUGCGCGCCCUUCCAUUUUCUGACGCCCGACAUGACGUGCUCAAAGACAUGUCCUGAUGGCUAUUACCCAGCCGGUGAUCCAUCAGAGUCAGGGGGACUAUGCACCAAGUGCGUGGAGCCUUGCUUGUUGUGCACAUCAGCUGAAAGGUGCUUGCGGUGUGGAUCCUUUGCUUUCCUUACACAGAACUUCACCUGCGAAGAUGAAUGCCCACGUGGUUUCUUCUCGAAUUAUCCGCACCAGGACGUGGAUCAAGCAGUAGGUCGCACGUGUCUCGCAUGCCGAUUCAAUGAAGAGAACUGCCAGAACGCCUUAGACCAGAAGGCCAAGCUGCGUCGGCAAGCUGCAUCCUUGGAGGAGGACAGCGAUGCGCCUCCGGAGGAAGAGUUCACCAUUCUUGCCAAGCAGUGCAAAAACGGGCGAUUCUUGACUCCAGAUUCAAGCUGUGUGGAGAGAGAGUACUGUUGGCCGCCUCAUAUCAAUCGCAGAUAUCCCAAAAUGGGGAUGGUCGACAAGAACCGUUCAGAAGAUGGCUUGAUUGGUGGGGAGUGUGCAGAAUGCCCUGAUGUUUGCAAUCAGUGCGAGCUCUUGGAGAAGUGCACCGAAUGCAGACACUCUUUGUACUUGACGCCAGAUGACCAGUGCAAAGCGACUUGUCCGGCAACGCACUAUCCGAACAAUCCGAAGGAGAAUGACAAAGAGGCUGACAGCAGCAUUGGUCGGGAAUGCGUCUUGUGUGAGGGCAAUUGCAGCACCUGUACCACGAAAACCGAGUGCACGCAAUGCAAAAACGGUGCCUUUCUGAGCCACAAAGGCGAGUGCAAUUUGGAGUGCCCCGAUGGGUACUACGAGGAGCGACCUGCAGGUGGCGGAGCGGUUGGUGGGACAUGCGUAGUUUGCCCUGGCGACUGCAACACGUGUGAGAACGCGGAAGUCUGCACAUCUUGCAAGAAUCGGGCACUACUCUACAAAAGCCAGUGCUUGAGGCAAUGCCCUAGAACGCAUUUUCCAAAGAUAUCCGGACACAUUGGAGGAGAGUGUCACGAAUGCAAGGGCCAUUGCAGCGAAUGCCAGACAGACGAUAAUUGCAUGCAGUGUAAGCCUGGUGCUUACCUGCAAGGCACAUCCAAGAAAUGGCUUGGCAGGAUAGCUCUUUCUCACAAAGGCUUGAAGAAAACAUGCGAGAAAUCAUGCCCGGUUGGCUUCUACCCGGCCAAGGGCAAGAAAACCAAUCAGUAUUGGAGCCGCGAAAGGGGAGUGACCGGUCUAUUUGGUGGCACCUGCGACCCGUGCCACAAAGACUGCUACGAGUGUGUGGAUGGAGAGACCUGCUUGAAGUGUUGGAACAGCAAGUACUUGACCGCGCAGAGCGAGUGCGUGGCGGCUUGCCCUGCGGGAACUUGGGGCAACGGAACUGAUGCUAUUGGCCGUACAUGUGAUUUGUGCUCGGCAAAUUGCUCAAGCUGCAUCUCUGACCAACAGUGCACUGAGUGCAAGAAUAGUCAAAUCCUUGGCCCGGACGGGACCUGCUCAGACGACUGCCCUGAUGGCUUCUAUGUGCACUCCAGCACAGAAGAUAACCCAACAAUCGGGAGCUUUUGCCUUGCUUGUCCAGAGAACUGUGCCAAAUGUGAUAGCCCAGAGCACUGCACAGAGUGCAAAUCUGCAACAUAUUUGACUUAUGACAACACUUGUGAUGAAAUUUGUCCAGAUGGCUAUUUUGGAGAUGGAACAGGGGAUACUGGGCGAAUCUGCAAGACGUGCUCUGAUGAUUGCAAUCGAUGUGCUGGCAAUAGUGUUUGCUUUGAGUGCAAGAACCAUAAGUUCCUUACACCAAGUGAUGCUUGCGACUCGGAGUGUCCAGAAGGCUACUAUCCUGACUUCUCGGGCGAAGCUCCUUCUGUCGGUGGCAUAUGCAUUCCUUGCCCAGACGGAUGUGCUUCUUGUGAUGGGCCUGACAGCUGCACAGUCUGUGCCGACAGCAAGUACUUGAAUAGCAAAUCCCGUAUUGAUCCAUCGAACACAUGCGUGGCAAAGUGCUCAGAUGGCAACUACGGCAAAACAGGGAACAAGGAUGGCACGUAUGGAACAUGCGAGCAAUGUCCUUCAGAGUGCGCCACGUGCGUGAGUGCGGACGAGUGCUUGAGCUGCAUUGACGGUUAUAAGUUUUCCAAAGGAGACAAGUCCUGCUCCAGUCCAUGCGACGCUGGCUCUUUCAAGAAUGACAAGGGCAAAUGUCAAAAGUGUGCAUCUGGCUGUGCUAUGUGCGUGAAUGCAUUCCUUUGCACAGAGUGCACAGAAAAUCUCUAUGUUACUGCAGACAUGACUUGUGAAGCAGACUGCCCACAUGGAUACUAUGGCGUUGGUGUAAAGGACAAGGGCAGGAAGUGUCAGAGAUGCAAGCCGCACUGCAGCAAAUGCGUAAGCGGAGACCAGUGCACGGAGUGCACCAACCGAAAGUACUUGACUCACUUGGAGACCUGUGAGAGUUUGUGUCCAACAGGGUACUAUCCAUACUCUCCCAAUGAGAGCUUGCCCACCGGCGGUAUUUGCUUUCCAUGUCCUCCAAGCUGUGUGGCGUGUGAAUCGCCAGACCGCUGUACGGUUUGCAAUAACAAUACCUACCUCACUGACGACUGGAAGUGCAGCGAAACGUGCCCUGUCCACUUUUAUGGAGAUGGAACCAGGGAUGUUGGCCGCACGUGCACGAAAUGUGAGGAGGACUGUGCCAAGUGCGUGAGUGAGGAUUUGUGCUUGGAAUGCAAAAACGGGAAGCUUCUCACACCACAGGGUGUAUGUAAGGCAAGAUGCCCUGCGGGGUACUAUCCUUCGACACCUGCCGGCGCGGUUGGAGUGGGUGGUGAGUGCUUACCAUGCGCAGACAAUUGUUGGAAAUGUACUGGCUCCCACACUUGCCAAGUUUGCAGUGAAGAUGCUUAUCUUACAAGCGAUUCGCUUUGUGUAGAGGAAUGCCCCGUUGGCUUUUAUGGUGUUGGCAGCGGUGCCUACAUGCGGACUUGCCAGCCAUGUGCGGAGCACUGCAGCCAGUGCAUCGGUGCGGAGAAUUGCACGGAGUGUGUCAGCGACAUGUUUCUGACUCCAUCUGAGACUUGUGGGAAGACUUGUCCGCAGGGUUUGUACCCGAGUCUGCAGCUGGGCAAAAGCUUUGGCACUUGUGAGCCCUGCAGCGCAAAUUGCAGCAGCUGCAUCACCCCCACGAUUUGCACCGGAUGCCAAAGUUAUCAAUACCUGAACCCGGACUCAACCUGUGGAGCAACCUGUGGCCGUGGCUAUUUCUAUGUCAUGCCAGAGAAUACAGGAGGAGUUGGGGGCUAUUGCCAGCCCUGUGGAAACCAUGCCAGCACCUGCAUUAACGAGACAGUGGCAACACUGUGCAAGGAUGAUACCUAUCAUUCCUCCUUCACCUACCAGUGUGACAAAACUUGUGGUGCUGGGGAGUAUCCGCUUGAGCCCAUAGAUGGCGUGGGGGGAGAGUGCCGCCAAUGCAACAGCAACUGCAGUUUGUGCACAUCAGCCACCAGCUGCACUCAGUGUCGACAAUACACCUUUCUCAACCCUGACGACUGGUGUAGAGACACGUGCCCAGAUGGAUACUACGCGGACAACGGCACAGAUGGCGUAGGUGGGCUGUGUAAGCUGUGUCCGCCGACAUGCAAUUUGUGCAACAGUGCAGAUUAUUGUACUGAGUGCAAGAGGUACACUUUUCGGACUCCAGACUUCAAGUGUGAAAGUGAAUGUCCAGACAACUACUGGGAGUUCGGAAUGGAUGUUAUUGGAGGCACUUGUGAGAUGUGUGCAGAGAACUGCAGCAAGUGCAUCAGUGACACGCAAUGCACAGAAUGCAACAACUCCAUGUUCUUGGAGCGAUCAGGUGAAUGCGUUGAGCAUUGUCCAGACGGUGACUUCAAUCUUGGAGCCGACCCUGAUGGCAGAACAUGUCAGAAGUGCCCUCCGCAGUUCAACCUAUGCAUCAAUGCAAGCUUUGCAUCAGAGUGCAAAAGCUCACUUUACCUCACCCCGAACGGAAAGUGCGAGGAGAGAUGCCCGUCAGGAUUUUACCCACGUGGCGAAAGUGAAAUCGGGCGCUUUUGCCCAAGGUGCGCCACAAAUUGCAGCCAGUGCGAUGAUGCGCGCACAUGCACAGUGUGUCAAAAUAGACAGUUUCUGACUCCAUGGAAUUGGUGUGAAGAAGAUUGCCCUGCCUCUUACUACAAGAGCGGAAAUGCCUCCAUCGGCAACACCUGCGAAAAGUGUGAAGCAUAUUGUCGCACAUGCACUGAUGAGCAUGAAUGCACAGAGUGCAGUGAUAACAAGUACCUCACACCAGGUCGAAAUUGCGAGGCGCUCUGUCCAGACAACUUCUUUGAGCUUGGCAGUGGCGAAACAGGACGGACCUGCCCGCCCUGCGAACGCAAUUGCCAUAAGUGCGAGUCAGCCACACUGUGCACAGAGUGCAACAACUCAAUGUACUUGGAUGCGGAUGGCAACUGUGUCCAAACAUGUCCUGAUGGUUUCUACCAUGAUGGUAUGGAAGACAGAGGGCGGACCUGCAAAGAAUGUGAUGCCUCCUGUUCAAAAUGCAGCAGCUGGGAUGUGUGCUUGGAGUGCGCUCAUUCGAUGUAUCUCACUCCGAACAGCACCUGCCAAGCCCAAUGUCCGGAUAGCUACUAUCACAAUGGUACUGGAGAUUUCGGCAGAUCCUGUCCCAUAUGUGCCGAGAAUUGCAGCCAGUGUACUGAUGCGAACACGUGCACAGAGUGCCGCAACUUUACAUACCUUGCACCGGAUGAUUGGUGUCAUAGUGACUGCCCUGUCGGCUACUAUGAGUAUGGCACAGAGUAUGUGGGCGGGCUGUGCAAUAAAUGCUCCGACAACUGUCAGGAAUGCACCAGCCAAUCAGUAUGUUUGGUGUGUGGCGAUGAGAAGUACUUGGAUCCGACGAGCUCCACUUGCAAGACACUAUGUCCUGAUGGCUACUUUGCAAAUGCUGGCGAUAACCUGGUCAUUGGCCGCACAUGUGAGAGGUGCCCAUCCACAUGCAAUACUUGCGACUCCGCAUCUGAUUGCCGAGAGUGCAAGGACUCCACGGUUCUUACUCCAAGCAACACGUGCGAAGAGUUUUGUCCGCCUUCGUUCUAUCCCAAUGUCACAGGUGACAUUGGUGGUAUAUGUUUACGUUGCGCAGACAACUGCAAUGCAUGCGAUGACAAAGAGGUUUGUGCACAGUGCAAGAUGCAUCUCCACCUCACGCCAUUUGGAAACUGCAGUGCGAGCUGUCCAACUGGUUACUAUGCAAAGCCUGGACACGGUGGACUCGGCGGCGCUUGUCCGUUGUGCUCAGAGAAUUGCAGCCAGUGCACAAGUGCAGAUGUUUGCACAGAGUGCAGGAACUCAACAUUCCUAACACCGAUGUCAACAUGCGCAGCUGUCUGCCCGCCUGGCUACUACUCGCACCCAGAUGGAGAAAUCGGAGGUACUUGCAAUCGCUGCGCAGCUGGCUGCAAUGUGUGUGACAGUCCGGAGGUUUGCACGCAGUGCAAGAAUCACACCUUCUUGCAGCCAGAUGGCACGUGCGCCGAGGCUUGCCCAGUCGGCUAUUACAUGCAGGAGGGAGCAGGUGGAAUUGGUGGCACGUGUCCGCUCUGCGCAGAGAAUUGCAGUCAAUGUACUGGUGCAGCUGAGUGCACCGAGUGCCGAAACAGCACUCACCUGACGCCAUAUGGCUGGUGCGCAGAAGAGUGCCCCGACGGCUCCUAUGAGAUGGGCAGCGCUUCCAUAGGUCGCACCUGUCCGCUGUGCCCGCCAAGCUGCAACACCUGCGAGUCUGACACCUACUGCACAGAGUGCAAGAACUCUACCUACCUGCUGGAGAAUAAGUGCGAAGCGAGUUGCCCCACUGGUCUCUUUGCAAAGCGCUCCGGCUCCGGAGAUGUGGGAGGUGUGUGCGAGAAGUGUUCAGACACAUGCGUGGAAUGCAUUAGCGAUGGUGUUUGCACAAAAUGCACUGCACAGCACUUCCUCUCACCAAGCGGGGACUGUGCAGACGAAUGCCCUUAUGGGCACUUUAAAGAGAAAGGUGAAGGAUUUGUUGGUGGUACAUGCCCGAUGUGUCCCGAAAAUUGUGCCACUUGCGACAGCCGGGAGAAGUGUACAUCCUGCAGAGGGGGAACCCUCAUGACGUCCUACCAUCAAUGCAGAUCUUAUUGUCCAGCAGGCUACUAUGGGCUGUUUGGAACCUGCUAUGAAUGCCCGGGCAGUUGCAACCUGUGCUCAUCCCCGGAGGAAUGCACAGAAUGCAAGGAUGGGGCAUACUUGACACCAACAGGCACCUGCGAGCAAGAGUGUCCAACAGGCUAUCACGAGCGUGGAGAGGCGCUGAUUGGAAGAUAUUGCACUACCUGUCCUUGGACUUGCCUCGAUUGCAUCAGUGAUGAUGAGUGCACAAUGUGCAAGAAUCACUCCUUCCUCACCCCCCACAAGAUGUGUGAUUUCACAUGCCCCGAUCACUUCUACAAGGACGGCGACCAGGAGAUUGGCAACGAGUGCAAAAUAUGUCUAGGCGACGCCAGCAAGUGCAUUUCCGCAGACUACAGCAGUGAGUGCAAAAACGGCAUGUACUUGACACCCAGUGCGAGCUGCGACGAUGUGUGUCCAAAGGGCUACUACCCUUCUGGCAUAGAUCUUGUCGGCCGAAGCUGCGCCCUUUGUGCAGAGAAUUGCAGUGCCUGCACUGAUGCCACAGUGUGCACUGAAUGCAAGAACAGCAAGUACUUGACCGCUGCAAAAUGGUGCCAAGCUGAUUGCCCAGCUGGCUUCUAUGGCAAAGGGGAUGGCCUCGUCGGCCGUGAAUGCAUUCAAUGUGAUCACAAGUGCAACUUGUGCACAGCCGCAGAUGUAUGUGUUGAAUGCAAGAAUCAUGCCUUCCUUACUCCAGACUCAAAGUGCGAGGAAGCAUGCCCAGAUGGCUACUGGGCCAAGCCAGGUGUGCGAGGGAUUGGAGGAAUGUGCGAGCCCUGCCCAUCUACCUGUUUCAAGUGCUUGUCUCCCUUGCAGUGCACAGUUUGCAAGGACCAGUACUAUUUGGAAGAUGAGCAAUGCAUUGCGACCUGCCCCGAUGGGGAAUAUCAUGUUGGAGACACCAACAUUGGCCGCGUUUGUGAGCCUUGCCCCUCCAAAUGCAAGAGCUGUGUCAGUCCAGAGGUGUGCACAGAGUGCGAGGAUUCCACGUUUCUCAAUCCUGAUUCAACUUGUCAGUCCACUUGCCCAGAUGGAUUCUACAACAAUUUUGUCGGCGAAACUGGGAGCAAUUGCCCAGCUUGCCACGAAAAUUGCAACCUCUGCCUGAAUGCCACGUACUGCACAGAAUGCAGAAACAGUACCUACUUGACGCCGAGUGGAACAUGCGAAGCGAAAUGCCCUGAUGGCUACUAUGGGGAUGGUGAUGAUGCUGUGGGCAGAAUAUGCAAGCCAUGUGCUGAAACAUGCAACAAGUGCCUCUCAGAAACACAUUGCACUGAAUGCCGUCUUUCCACUUACUUGAACCCUGUAACACACUUCUGCGAUUUAUCCUGUCCUGCGGGGUAUUACAACGAUGGGACAGCUGCCAUUGGUCGCACUUGCCCGCCAUGCGUUGAGCACUGCGGGAAGUGUGAAUCAAGAGACUGGUGUACUGAAUGCAAGAACUUCAAGUACAUGACAGCAAAGCGCACAUGCGAGGAUUCGUGUGGUGAUGGAUUGUACAAGCAAGGAACGUCUGCAACAGGAAACACUUGCCAAUCCUGUUCCAAGGACUGCAGUAAAUGUUCAAGCCUGGAGCUCUGCACCGAGUGUGCCAAUUCCACAUACUUAACUUCAACUCAUCAUUGCGCUGGAGAGUGCUCAACAGGCUUUCUGGAGACCGGAGACAUGAUCAAGGGCCGGACAUGCGAGGCUCUGUGCUUUUGGUGUGAUUAGUAAGUUGCAACACCCGAUGCUCGAUGCUCAA